CUCCAGCGUCCAGGCUCUACAGGUGACCAGCGCCACAGCCACUCCGACGCCACCACCUUAGCUGCCAUCACCGCAGACUCGAGCCGCAGCCUAAGCAGGUGCCACCAUGCCAGUGAAGAAGUACCUGCUGAAGGGCCUGCACCGGCUGCAGAAGGGCCCGGGCUACACCUACAAGGAGCUGCUGGUGUGGUACUGCAACAAUACCAACACGCACGGCCCCAAACGCAUCAUCUGCGAAGGUCCCAAGAAGAAGGCCAUGUGGUUCCUGCUCACGCUGCUCUUCGCCUGCCUGGUGUGCUGGCAGUGGGGCGUCUUCAUCCAGACCUACCUGAGCUGGGAGGUCAGCGUCUCCCUCUCCAUGGGCUUCAAGACCAUGAACUUCCCGGCGGUCACCGUCUGCAAUUCCAGCCCCUUCCAGUACUCCAAGGUCAAGCACUUGCUGAAGGACCUCGAUGAACUGAUGGAGACUGUCUUGGACAAGAUUCUGGCUCCUGAGCCCAGUCACACCAACACCACCAGAACCCUGAACUUUGCCAUCUGGAACCACACACCCCUGGUCCUUAUUGAUGAACGGAACCCUAACCGCACAGUGGUCCUCGACCUGUUUGGGGACAGUCACAAUGGCAGCAGUCCAGGAAGCGCCUGCAAGGCCCAGGGGUGCAAGGUAGCCAUGAGGCUGUGCAGCGUCAACGGGACUGUGUGUGCCUUCCGGAACUUCACCAGUGCUACCCAGGCCGUGACUGAGUGGUAUAUCCUGCAGGCCACCAACAUCUUCUCACAAGUGCCUCGAGAGGACCUGGUGCGCAUGGGCUACUCCCCUGAUCGCAUAAUCCUAGCCUGCCUGUUCGGGACAGAGCCCUGCAGCCAUCGGAACUUCACACCUAUCUUCUACCCUGAUUAUGGCAACUGCUACAUCUUCAACUGGGGCAUGACAGAGAAGGCACUUCCGUCUGCCAACCCUGGGACUGAAUUCGGUCUCAAGUUGACCCUGGACAUCGGCCAGGAGGACUAUGUCCCCUUCCUUGCAUCCACAGCAGGGGCCAGGCUGAUGCUGCAUGAGCAGAGGACGUACCCCUUCAUCAGAGAAGAGGGCAUCUACGCUAUGGCAGGAACCGAGACGUCCAUCGGUGUGCUGGUGGACAAGCUGCAGCGCAAGGGGGAGCCCUACAGUCCUUGCACCAUGAAUGGUUCCGAUGUCGCCAUUCAGAACCUCUACAGUGACUACAACACCACGUAUUCCAUCCAGGCUUGUCUUCACUCCUGUUUCCAAGACCACAUGGUCCACAACUGUAGCUGCGGCCACUACUUGUACCCACUGCCUGCUGGGGAGAAAUACUGCAACAACAGAGACUUCCCAGACUGGGCCUACUGCUACCUAAGCCUACAGAUGAGUGUGGCCCAGAGAGAGACCUGCCUCAGCAUGUGCAAGGAGUCCUGCAAUGACACCCAGUACAAGAUGACCAUCUCCAUGGCUGACUGGCCUUCCGAGGCCUCUGAGGAUUGGAUCUUCCAUGUCCUGUCUCAGGAGCGGGACCAGAGUGCAAACAUCACCGUGAGCAGGUCUGGUUUGGGUCUCCCCACUCCUGACAGCAACUCAGGCUGGAGGUGGGCAGGGUGCCUUGACGUGCCCUUCCCAUGGGACACAUGUGUGCACCCAUCCUGGGAGGGAGCACAGGCCAUGGUCCCAGCCUGCCUUGCUGCCUCCUGUAGGAAGGGUGUUGUCAAGCUCAACAUCUACUUUCAAGAGUUCAACUACCGCACCAUCGAGGAAUCUCCAGCCAACAAUAUUGUGUGGCUGCUCUCUAACUUGGGGGGCCAGUUUGGCUUCUGGAUGGGGGGCUCAGUGCUGUGCCUCAUUGAGUUUGGGGAGAUCAUUAUCGACUUCAUUUGGAUCACCAUCAUCAAGCUGGUGGUCUCCUGCAAAGGCCUGCGCAGGAAGCGGCCACAGGCACCAUACACUGGCCCGCCACCCACCGUGGCUGAGCUGGUGGAGGCCCACACCAACUUUGGCUUCCAGCCUGACACAACCAGCCACAGUCCCCAUGCUGAGGUCUACCCUGAGCAGCAGACUCUGCCCAUUCCAGGCACCCCACCCCCUAACUAUGACUCCCUGAGGCUGCAGCCGCUGGACACCAUAGAGUCAGACAGUGAAGUUGAGGCGGUUUAGGCCCCACCCGCCCAGCAGCUGGUGAACUUGAAACUGAAGUUACAACCAUUGCCAGUGCCUUGUUCUAUUAGGCCUCAUCCAAAGAGCCAGGAACACAAGUGCCCAUGCCAGAGCCCAUGUACCUUUAGAGCAGCCAGCAGUAACUGGUCAGCCCCAGGCUGAGGGGUCCAGACGAUCAAGAUGCUGGUACCAGUAUCCUGGAGUUCUAAACUUGCCUGGCUUCUGCCCACACUUCCCACAGUCUUUGCUCUGUGUUGCCCUAUGGCCUAGUAGACAGGUUCCAGAAAGCCCUGGAGUCCCUCUCCUGAUGGUAGGCCACUUCCCUCUGUGUGUGUCACCACCUCAGUCCUCCAGAAUCAGUGACCUUGCCCUAGUCGGCACUGGCAUCCUGUUAAAAGACCAGGUUGGGGUGGGGGUGGGGGUUGCUACAGAUCAUGGGGAGGGAGCAUCAGGUAGGAAGGCUUGUCAGGGGGAGCGCAUGCUUUGUUUAGAAAAUAAAGAGAAAAAACACCGAGUGGAGAUUUGUCCUUUAUCCCAGUAGGUAGCUGGGGUGUCCUG
Messenger RNA from Onychomys torridus (southern grasshopper mouse), 2725 nucleotides. It is a transcript of the gene Scnn1b, whose product is annotated as sodium channel epithelial 1 subunit beta. The record is from RefSeq and is a predicted model, not a curated record. Gene Ontology annotation, biological process: sodium ion transmembrane transport. The transcript is spliced from 13 exons. Lineage: Eukaryota; Metazoa; Chordata; Mammalia; Rodentia; Cricetidae. Bases 107 to 2167 code for a protein of 686 amino acids. Gene Ontology annotation, cellular component: membrane. Gene Ontology annotation, molecular function: ligand-gated sodium channel activity.